ACAUUUUUACUUUCAUCUUAAAAAGAAUGAAACCACUUGUGUUGACUCUUUGGGAAGAUUUAGCAAUGAAUCCAGGCCGGGAUAUAACAUCCCUUUUAGAGAGUGGGCGACACCCAAUAAUUUUGCGUAAAAGGGUGACCGUUACUCCCUUCAAUGGUGUGUCACUCUCCACAAGAUAUGAUUCCGUAUUUGAAGUUAAUCUUUAAGAUCCAACUUGAGACCGGUUGAGAAAAUGAUGGCAAAAAACAACCCUUUCAACCUGCGAUAUGUUCUAGAAAAGGAAAAAUUAUCUGGAACUAACUUUCUUGAUUGGGAGAUGAAUCUUAAGAUUGUUCUCGAAUGCGAGAAAAAGCUCUACGUCUUAACAUCUGAGCCUCCCAAAGCUUCUGAAGCGAAUGCCCGUGCUGCUGAAAUUACUUCUUACCGAAAGUAUGAAGAUGACGCACGUGAUGUGAGAUGUCUCAUGUUAGCCAGCAUGACCCCGGAGCUCCAAAGGCUCCACAAGGACAUGGAAGCUCAUCCUAUGCUGACUCGCUUGAAAGGUCUAUACCAAGGCCAGGCUAGACAUGAGCGUUUCAAAAUCUCUACGACUCUGUUUUCCAGUAAGCUGGCAACGGGUAACCCAGUUGGUCCCCACGUUCUCAAGAUGAUCGGUCAGAUCGAAACUCUUGAAAAACUGGACGCCCCGUUGCACCCUAUGCUGGCAACUGAUCUCAUCUUGGGAUCAUUACCAGCUGAGUAUAGUCAAACUGUAGUGAACUUCUACAUGAACAAACUAGAGAUGACUAUGCCUGAGCUACUGAAAUUCCNUUGAAAGGUCUAUACCAAGGCCAGGCUAGACAUGAGCGUUUCAAAAUCUCUACGACUCUGUUUUCCAGUAAGCUGGCAACGGGUAACCCAGUUGGUCCCCACGUUCUCAAGAUGAUCGGUCAGAUCGAAACUCUUGAAAAACUGGACGCCCCGUUGCACCCUAUGCUGGCAACUGAUCUCAUCUUGGGAUCAUUACCAGCUGAGUAUAGUCAAACUGUAGUGAACUUCUACAUGAACAAACUAGAGAUGACUAUGCCUGAGCUACUGAAAUUCCUCACAACUACUAAGGAGAGUCUAGGGAAGGGCAAGGGUAAGUCUGUCCUGAUGGUAGAGGGCAGUACUGUUGCGAAGAAGAGUGGGCCACGUUCGCCGGCGGGGACCAAGCGCAAGGGUUCUAAGAAACCAAAGCCAGCGUCCAACUCCUCUUCGUUGAAACCCAUAGAAAGAGCUAAGAAGAAGUCUGCUGUAUGCUAUUAUUGUGGCAAAAGGGUCCACUGGAGGCGCAACUGCACAAAAUUACUGGCAGAGAGGAAAGAGGGAAAGAAACCUCAAACCUCAGGUAUCUUCGUUAUUGAAGUCAAUAUGUCUGAUAUCACCUCUUGGGUGAUGGAUACUGGAU
Messenger RNA from Cuscuta campestris, 1429 nucleotides. The record is from the annotation of a GenBank genome assembly. Lineage: Eukaryota; Viridiplantae; Streptophyta; Magnoliopsida; Solanales; Convolvulaceae.